AUGGAGGAGGAGGAGGACAGUGGCCUCAAGGAAUCUAACCGAUGCGCGGAGGACGCAGCACGUUGCCAAAUUGACUACAUUGAAGUAGUUCAGCAAGGCGAUGCACAGCUCCUCAGGUCUCACACAACCCAGCUUGUCCACAAAGCACCACAUCUCCCCAUCACUCGCGUCCAGCGUGCUCCAGUGAUUGCACGUUGUCAGUCACGCGAAUUUCAAGUCGUCUUCGAGCCGACGAUCGAUGAGCCAGGCACAUCGCAGUUGUGA
Messenger RNA from Echinococcus granulosus, 264 nucleotides. RefSeq lists its product as hypothetical. Lineage: Eukaryota; Metazoa; Platyhelminthes; Cestoda; Cyclophyllidea; Taeniidae. The transcript is spliced from 2 exons. The coding region runs from base 1 to 264 and encodes 87 amino acids. The record is from RefSeq and is a predicted model, not a curated record.